AUGUACUCCCUUAACGGUGAGCCGUACUGCUUGUACGGAGACGCAGCUUAUGCCGUCAACCAGUAUGUACUUGGGCCGGUCAAGGGAAUUCGGGAACAUUGUGAUCAAAUCAUAAACAGGAUUACGGAAAUCAAGAGGACAGAUGGAGAUGCAAUGAAGAACAAUCUGAAUAAAGCAAAUGCAGAAGUUUUGGAUAUAGACUAUAGGAACAAAUGCAUCUCGAGUCUGUAUAAAUACGGAUAUCUUUCUACAAUAGUCAGCACUAAACCCUUAACGCCUGGAGGAAUCUGCUUAUCUUCGGAUGGGGGACUCCUGGUCACGCUGACAGAUGAAUUAUCAGAUACAUUUAAAUUACAACCAUGCAGUAGACGUUUGGUCAGGCACCUGAAGAUAAAUGGUGAUCUCAUCCAUGAUUAUGAAUACCAGGAGGAUGGUCAGACCAGAAUUUUUGUCCAACCAACCAGUGUUGCUCAGAAUGGGAAUGGAGACAUCUGUGUUCUUAACCAGUCAGGUGAUAAGACGGGCGAACUGGUUCUCUUGUCUUUCUCUGGUCGAACUAAGUCUGUCUAUGGCGGAAGAACAUGA
Messenger RNA from Saccostrea cuccullata (small rock oyster), 585 nucleotides. RefSeq lists its product as uncharacterized. NCBI's taxonomy places the organism in Eukaryota, Metazoa, Mollusca, Bivalvia, Ostreida, Ostreidae. The coding region runs from base 1 to 585 and encodes 194 amino acids. The record is from RefSeq and is a predicted model, not a curated record. The transcript has 3 exons.